AUGUCGUCGUCGCCCAUGACCUACAGCAGCAGCAGCAAGAAGACGUCGUAUGGGCUCCCGCCGUCCUCCGGUGACGUCCCGCUCAGCGCCGAGCGCGCCAUGAUGGACGAAAUCCGCUCGAAACUCGAGCGGACGCAGCGUCGCUUGGCUCGCAAUGCGCCCAGCAGCGCUACGAGCGUCACGUCCGUGUCCAGUAAAAGCCCCUUUCUCUCGUCCUCGUCGCCUAUGAUCGAGCCCAGCAGUCGAAACAGUAGUAGUCGCCCCCGCUCGACUGUCCCGUUUGCCGAUGCGCAAUCUGGCGCAUCUUCGUCCAAGAGCCAGUUGCCCCGUCGUCAACACGCGUUGCCUUUGUCGUCGUCCAAUCGUCGUCCGCUCUCGUCCGUCCACUCCACCAAUGCGUCGUCAUCAGCCACGGCCUUAGCUUCAACUAUGCGAUACGCGCAGUACAAGAGCCGGUCCAAAUACGCCAACAGCUCCGCGACGUUUGACACGGAUCCAUUGAAUGGCGGCCCACCGGUCAUGUCCACGCCGUACUUAGUGUACUCGAGCUCGCGCGUGCCCAUGUCCAAUCGCAGCAGUCGCCCGUCGCUCGCCACGCAGCCACGUGGACAACAGGAGACGAGCCACCAUGCGCCGUCGACCGUCUCGUCUGCCCUGCGGUCGGGCAUCGCUGCGCGGCCGCCGAGUUCGCGCGUGCGUUUUCAAAGCCACGAAACAAGAGACAGGGCAGACGACACUGCUGCAGACGGUGCAAUGGACGACAACGACGACGACGACGACAGUGAACAGAAACGACGUCAAGCGCUUGUGAAAGAGCGCGAAGCGCGUCAUGUGCGACACCGCGAGCUCGAGCUGCAGAAGAGUCGUGAGACGGGGCCCUUGUCGCCCAUUGCGACUGCGACACGCGGUCGACGAUCGGACAAUCCCCCGAGUUCAGCUAUCAAACCGUCGGCGUAUGACGAGAUGCUGCAGUCGACCGUCGGACGUUUACGACGCAGUUCGAUUGGCCACUCGCCGCCCAAGUCGGACAUUCAGGUAGCAGCGUAUGAGGAAGUGAGACCGCGACGUUGGAGCUCGCAAGAGGCGCUGGAGAAACGACGUAAAGAGUUGGAAGCAGAAGAAGAAGAAGAAGAGGAGGAAAGAAGGAGGAGGAGGCGAGAGGAGGGAGAGGGGGGUACGACGAGGGACGAGAAGGGAGGUGUCAAGUUGUUGAGUGGAAAAGUGCCGCUGGUGUUGCGACCACGGGGGGGACGUCGUGAUGGAGAUGGAGUGACCAAUGUGUCGGAGGGAGAAGGUGGAGACACUUCUGCGUACGAGACGGACGAUAGCUACGACUUUUCAGACUUUGAUACGGACUCGACGGACGGACAAGUGUCGAGACACGUGGUUGGAGAGUUGGAACCUACUGCGACGAUUGACGUGGAUGAGAAGAAGCGAGGAGCGACCAAGUGCCAUCAGGAUCAAGUCGACGAGGGGGAAGAAGAGCUGCAGCCAGUGUCGAGACUGACGGCGAAGGAUCUGGCGCUGUAUGCGCUAGGGCGCGCCAGCACGAGCGCACUUUCGGAUCUGGAAUCGCCCGUCGCUUCAUUAAACGGGAACGGGAACGGCUCUUUGAAAAAGAAGCAGACAGCAGCACUGAAAUCAUGCACCCCAGCACCCACGUCGUAUACGCCCACGUCGUCUGCUUUUCCAUCAGCUCGUGCACUGGAAAAGCGACCAGUUUUCGCCACGACAGGCCGUACACGGGACAACCGAGCGGCACGGCCAUCUACGUCGACGUCUGUGUCCAGCUAUGUACGCCGUUCGCGACCUCGAGCGCCUAUGGAUUUGAAAAACCAUUUGCCGCCCUCGAUUGGCGUGCUGUCGGGCUUAUCGAGUGGCUCAUCGACGUUUUCGAUCGAUCCAUCGUGUUUUUACGAAGUGACGUGGAAAUCAGGCGAGUUUGCGUUCUCCGUGCAGCAGGUGUAUACUGAUGAGAACGAGUACGAGUUUGACGACCGCGGUGACGAACCGCAGCUGUUCUUGCGCAUGUUGCUGAAUACGGAGCGCAGUGUGUGCAAAAGUUUUCGUGACGUGCGCGUGGGUGACGUGUUGAUUCGUGUUGGUGACACGAAUGUGUCGGAUCUUGGACUGGAGGGAUCAGGGACAGUGUUGACGAAAUUCUUUGCAAAGCUGAUGACUCAAACCCCGAUUCGACUCACGUUUCAGCGAAUGUCUUCGAGUGAUUGGGAAGGAGGCGUCGAACUGUGA
Peronospora matthiolae is the source of this 2250-nucleotide messenger RNA. The record is from the annotation of a GenBank genome assembly. Lineage: Eukaryota; Oomycota; Peronosporomycetes; Peronosporales; Peronosporaceae.